AUGGUCCUUGGAGACUGCAUGAGCUUGGUGAACGGCGGCUACGUCGGAGAUCACGUGGCCAUCUCCUGUGCGCUCGGGAACAUCGACUAUGACAGCGGCAAGCAGGUCGAGGGCAUUAUUUGUGAGCCCGACGUCUUCAAGAUCGAGGUGGAUGACGAGGUCGACUUUCUCAUCUUGGCGUCCGGUGGCGUCCGGGAUCCGCUUAUAAGGUUGCUUAUGCCAAAUGCCGACUUCGGAGUUCCCAACAGCAUGUGGCACUACACGGUUGUCUGCGGCGAUGACGUUGAAAUACGAGCGGCUCCCACCUACUCAGACGAGGCGCAGAAGGGUCUUACCGCCCAGCCCAGCAACUGCGUUGCUGUCGAUGAGCCCGGCCAAGUUUCCGAGGAGGCCAAGGAGGCAGCGCGCCAGCUGGGUGAGGAGGGCUGCUCGCUACAGAGCGGCCGGGCAGUUGCUUCCGCACCUGCAGCCAUGUGGUGGCUGCUCAGUCAGUUCACGACUUGCCCAUGCCUCAGCAGGGGCAAGGAAGCCCCCUCGCUGCCAGAAGAGGGCAGCGGUGGCGGCGCUGACUUCGGCUGGGCGGUCGCUAAGAAUGAGCGCCGCCGCAUGGAGGACGCCGUCGAUGUGAAGGAGGAUGUGGCGGGCUUUAGAGUGUUCACCGUCUACGACGGUCAUGCAGGCGACGAAGCAGUAACGGUCGUCAAGAAGAUCCUGCCCCGCAUCCUGGAAACACAUCUUGAGGAAGAGGAUGAUGUGGAAAAGGCUAUCUGCCUGGCCUUCAGGCGCAUAGACGAAGAACUUACAAAAACGCUCUUGGCCGCAGCUGACACGCCCAUGAAGGUGAAGACUUCGUCCGGCACAGUCGCAUGCAUGGCGCUGCUCAAGGGCAAAGACCUAUGGGUGUGCAACCUCGGCGAUUGCCGCGCCGUUCUCUGCACGGGUGGCACCAAGGCGCACGCAGUCUCCAAGGACCAUGCGCCAGACAAGAAUGCAGCUGAAGCCGGACGGCUUCGGACCCUGGGGGUUGAGGUGAACGGCGGCUACGUGGGAGAUCACGUGGCUGUCUCACGUGCGUUUGGCAAUGUCGAGUAUGAGAGCGGCCAGAAGGUCGCGGGCAUCAUUUGUGAGCCCGACGUCUUUAAGAUUGAGGUGGAUGACGAGGUCGACUUUCUCAUCCUGGCGUCCGAUGGCAUCUGGGAUCCGCUUAAGGACCAAUUCGCUGUCACGCACGCAAGAAAAGCUCUACGAACCACUGAGCAGCCAGAAGAUGCUGCGAAAGCCGUCGUCGAAAAUGCGGCCAAGGUCAGUGCAGGUGACAAUGCUGCCGCCAUUGUUGUGGUUUUUAAAUUUCCAGAGCCCUUGCCGAAGCGCAUUACGAGGCCACGUGCGACUCUUGCAGGCUUGGACGGGCCUCCGCCGUAG
Molecule: messenger RNA, 1422 nt
Organism: Symbiodinium pilosum
Lineage: Eukaryota; Dinophyceae; Suessiales; Symbiodiniaceae
Source: the annotation of a GenBank genome assembly